Messenger RNA from Megalops cyprinoides (Indo-Pacific tarpon), 2303 nucleotides. Its product is annotated as equilibrative nucleoside transporter 4-like. The record is from RefSeq and is a predicted model, not a curated record. The transcript is spliced from 11 exons. Gene Ontology annotation, molecular function: monoamine transmembrane transporter activity; nucleoside transmembrane transporter activity. The coding region runs from base 281 to 1840 and encodes 519 amino acids. Gene Ontology annotation, biological process: nucleoside transmembrane transport. Gene Ontology annotation, cellular component: plasma membrane. Lineage: Eukaryota; Metazoa; Chordata; Actinopteri; Elopiformes; Megalopidae.
GCGGAGUGGGAGGGAGGAAAGCAGCGCGAGCGGCUUCCUCUUGUCGUGCACCUUGCAUGGGAAGGGUACGUCGCCGUCGAGACCUUUCUUGAUGGAUAGAACUAAUUCCGACAGAGAUGACAAAUACAAGAAUUACGUGGAUUUUCUUUUAAUGGAAUGAAAUCUACAAAACCCAGGGGAAAUACCGAUCUACACAAGCAUAAAGCUCACGGCCUGAAAAGUCUGCCCUUGCACUUCACUUGGACUCGGAAGCAGCCACCGUCAGAUCGAGGGUCCCAGGAUGGGCUCGAUGGGGACAGAGAGGCGCAAGCAGGCCACCCCUGUCCUGACCCCAGAGGGUAACGUGGUUAUGAGCUUUAGCUUCGAAAGCUACCAACUAGAGGAAGAGGAGUACCAAGCCAAGGAUAUACCUGACAAAGGGGUCCUUACCUUCACAGAGCCAGCCUUUGAAGAGCCUGUGCCAGACGACCGUUACCAUGGGAUAUACUUUGCAAUGCUUCUCGCUGGAGUUGGGUUCCUGCUGCCUUACAAUAGCUUCAUCACUGAUGUAGACUACUUACACUGGAAAUUCCGAGGGACAUCGAUUGUGUUUGACAUGAGUCUGACAUACAUCCUGGUCGCUCUGGUUGCUGUGAUCCUGAACAACGCCCUGGUGGAGAUGCUGAGCCUGCACACCAGGAUCACCGUCGGGUACCUGUUCGCUUUGGGGCCACUGCUGUUUGUGAGUGUUUGCGAUGUCUGGCUGGAACAGUUCACCACCAAGCAGGCCUACGCCGUCAACCUGAUAGCUGUGGGUGUGGUCGCAUUUGGAUGUACAGUUCAGCAGUCAAGUUUCUAUGGUUACACAGGAAUGCUUCCAAAGAGAUACACACAAGGAGUGAUGACUGGAGAGAGCACGGCUGGUGUGAUCAUUUCCCUGAGCCGCAUUUUCACCAAGCUCCUGAUCAAGAAUGAGAAGCAGAACACCAUCAUCUUCUUCUUCUUCUCCAUCAGCAUGGAGCUCAUGUGCUUUGUGCUUCACCUGCUGGUGCGCCGGACGCGCUUCGUGCAGUACUACACCAACCGCGCCCGCCAUGGCCUGGCCGAGGCCAAAGGCCACACUGACUCAGGCACUGGAUACCGGGUCCACCAUGACGUCAUUGCAGAGGAAGAUAAUGGCGCAGUGGGUGUUUCCCCUUCUGAAUUUGGGACUGAAGCGGAGUUUGCCGGCAGCGGCACAUAUGUGAGGUUUGAUGUUCCUAAGCCCAAAAUAAAGAAAAGCUGGCCCAGCAUUAGGGACAUGAUCGUGCACCGCUACGUGGUCUCUCGUGUGAUCUGGACCUACAUGCUCUCCAUUGCGGUCACCUAUUUCAUCACUCUCUGCCUGUUCCCGGGGCUGGAGUCAGAGAUCCACAAUGCCACGUUGGAGGAUUGGCUGCCGAUCCUCAUCAUGGCCAUCUUCAACAUGUCAGACUUUGUCGGCAAAAUCCUGGCUGCUCUGCCCUACGACUGGAAAGGCAGCCGGCUGCUGCUGUGCUCCUGCAUCCGCGUCGUCUUCAUCCCCCUCUUCAUCAUGUGCGUCUACCCCGUGGGGAGGCCCACUCUCAGCCACCCCGCCUGGCCCUGCGUGUUCUCCCUCCUCAUGGGCAUCAGUAAUGGCUAUUUCGGCAGCGUGCCCAUGAUCCUGGCGGCAGGGAAGGUGGUGCCGGAGCAGAGGGAGCUGGCAGGCAACACAAUGACUGUGUCCUACAUGACGGGACUGAUGCUGGGGUCUGCAGUUGCCUACUUCGCCUACAGCAUUAUUGCGAAUGGUGCCAGCCCCCACGCAGACACGCUUCACAACUCUACCUCAGGGUACUGAACAAGGAGGAACACCAGUCAGCGCGCUGUAGUGCCACACCAGUGAAAAAUAUCCGUUACUUGUAAUAUUUUAAAGGUGGCUGCAUUUCGGAGGCAAACAGGUAAUCCAGUGUAUAACCAAAAAAGCUCAACCUCACAGCAGGCUUAUUGGAACAGAUCUAAAUUUUCUCUUCCCCUGUUUGUUUUUAAGCCACAUUGAAAAACGUAGAUGUUUGAGUUUUUGCUGUGUUUUGAUGCCAGAGUUUUACUCUGAUGCCAUUCACCAUAUCUGACAAAGCUAUAUUCCUCCUCACUCCGUCUGUGAGAAGGCCACGCCCCCUGUGCUGUAUCUUGCAACAUCUCCACUUACAUCACUGUGCCAUGUUGCCUUGCUCAUCUCUGUUUCUGAGUUCUUUCUUUUUGCUCAUGGAGAGGAGAUUUUAGUUCCUCCCAUGAUGUUACUUUCCUUUUUACAACUAGAUGUC